AUGGCCGCCGUUCAGACCUUCUCGCGCUUAGCUCUGCGCAAAGCUGCCGUCCACUCUACUUCCUCUCUCGCAUUCAAUGCCACACGCGCCUAUGCCACCGCUGGCAAGCAGUCCUCCCUGAAAGAGACCUUCGCCAACUCCCUCCCCGAAAAGAUCGAGCAGAUUAAGAAGCUGCGAAAGGAACACGGCAACAAAGUGGUGGGCGAGGUCACCCUCGACCAGGUGUAUGGCGGCGCACGCGGAAUCAAGUCGUUGGUGUGGGAGGGUUCGGUGCUCGACUCCGAAGAGGGCAUCCGCUUCCGCGGCCGAACCAUCCCGGAAUGCCAGGAACAGCUGCCCAAAGCCCCCGGCGGCAGUGAACCGCUUCCCGAAGGCAUCUUCUGGCUGCUCCUCACCGGCGAAGUGCCCUCGGAGCAGCAGGUGCGCGACCUCUCCGCCGAGUGGGCCGCUCGCUCCGAGGUGCCCUCCUACCUCAACGAGCUCAUCGAUCGCUGUCCCUCCGACAUGCACCCCAUGGCUCAAUUCUCCAUGGCCGUUACCGCCCUCGAGCACGAAUCCUCUUUUGCAAAGGCCUAUGCGCGCGGCAUGAAGAAGAGCGAGUACUGGGAGAAGACGUACGAAGACUCCAUGGACACCAUCGCCAAGCUCCCCACCAUCGCCUCUCGCAUCUACCGCAACGUCUACAAGGACGGCAAGGUUCCGGCGGUGCAGAAAGACAAGGACUACGGUUACAACUUCGCGAACCAGCUCGGCUUCGCCGAGAACCAAGACUUCGUGGAGUUGAUGCGACUCUACCUCACCAUCCACUCCGAUCACGAGGGCGGCAACGUCAGCGCUCAUACCACACAUCUCGUCGGCUCGGCCCUUUCUUCGCCCAUGCUUUCCCUCGCUGCCGGCCUUAACGGUCUCGCCGGCCCGCUGCACGGUCUUGCCAACCAAGAGGUGCUCAACUGGAUUGUGGAGAUGAAGAAGCACGUCGGGUCUGACUUGAGCGAUGAGAACAUCACCAAAUACCUCUGGGACACCCUCAAGUCCGGCCGCGUGGUCCCCGGCUACGGACACGCCGUGCUUCGCAAGACGGACCCGCGCUACGCAUGCCAGCGCGAGUUCGCCCUGAAGCACCUGCCCGAUGACCCGAUGUUCAAGCUGGUCAGCCAAGUCUACAAGAUCGCCCCGGGCGUGUUGACCGAGCACGGCAAGACCAAGAACCCCUACCCCAACGUCGAUGCUCACUCUGGUGUGUUGCUGCAAUAUUACGGCCUGACCGAGCAGAACUUCUACACCGUCAUGUUCGGCGUGAGCCGUGCCAUUGGCGUGUUGCCGCAGCUGAUCAUCGACCGUGCUGUUGGUGCGCCCAUUGAGAGGCCCAAGUCUUUCUCCACGGAAGCCUGGGCGAAGCUGGUCGGCGCUCAGCUCUGA
Neohortaea acidophila is the source of this 1419-nucleotide messenger RNA. Its product is annotated as citrate synthase. Lineage: Eukaryota; Fungi; Ascomycota; Dothideomycetes; Mycosphaerellales; Teratosphaeriaceae. Gene Ontology annotation, cellular component: mitochondrial matrix. The record is from RefSeq and is a predicted model, not a curated record. Bases 1 to 1419 code for a protein of 472 amino acids. The transcript has 2 exons. Gene Ontology annotation, biological process: citrate metabolic process; tricarboxylic acid cycle; carbohydrate metabolic process.